Molecule: messenger RNA, 1299 nt
Organism: Hordeum vulgare subsp. vulgare (domesticated barley)
Lineage: Eukaryota; Viridiplantae; Streptophyta; Magnoliopsida; Poales; Poaceae
Product: VQ motif-containing protein 9-like
Exons: 1
Coding region: 195-908 (237 amino acids)
Source: RefSeq, a predicted model, not a curated record
AGGCUCAGCCUCUCUUUUGCUUUGCUUUGGCCUUUGGCUUGGCUCAGCAGCUUGGCUUGGGCAGCAGCAGAGAGCAGAAGCGCAGACAGAGAAGAUCCCAUCGCCCACCGCCCACUCGCCUCCCCCCCCAAAUCCCCAUCUUCCCACUCCUCCCCACCUCACUCUUCCCCCUCCCCCGCCGCCGUCCUCCGGCCAUGGACAACCCCAACCCCAACCACCCGCCGCCUUCCGCGGCCGCCUCCACCGCCGCCCUCCGAGCCCUCAACAAAUCCUCCUACAAGAUCUCCAAGCAGUCCUCCUCCACCUCCUCCUCCGCCUCUUCCCCCUCAAAGAAGGCGCCUUCCCCCCCGCCGCCGUCGCUGCCCUCCCGCAUGUCCCCUCCACUCCUCGCCCCGCCGCAUCCCCCCUCCCCCGCCGACCACCCGCCGCCCCAGCCCCCCGUCUACAACAUCGACAAGUCCGACUUCCGCGACGUCGUCCAGAAGCUCACCGGCUCCCCCUCCCACCUCCUGCCUCCCCAGGCCCCGGCGGCCGCGGCCCCGCCGGCGCGGCCCGUCAUGGCCCCUCCGCCUCCGCGCCCUAUCAUGGCCAAUCCGCCCCAGACCCCGCUCUCCGCCAUCCCGUCCCGGCUCCACCGCAUCCGGCCGCCGCCGCUCGCCCCGCCCCGCCCGGCGCCCAUCCUGCCGGCGCCGGCCCAGCCGACGCUCUCCCCCCUCCCGGCGCUCCCUUCCGUCUGCAUGUCGGCGGAGUCCCCCAUCUCGGCCUACAUGCGCCGGCUCCGCGGGAUGCCGUCGCCGAUCCUCGUGCCCACGUCGCCCCUCGGGUUCGGCUGCCUCCACUCGCCGCGGGCGCCGACGUCCCCCGGCGUGGCCAUGCCGGCCACCAGCCCCCGCGUCCGCGACCCGUGACCAAGAAACAACAACUGCUGCCGCCGCUGCUGCUUCCGAUGUGUAGAUAUGGCCGGCCUAGGAGAGAGAUCUGGGGAGGCGGCGGCGAGGGAAGGGGACGGAGCAGCAAUACAAUUACAAUGUGUUAGCUUCGCCUUGGAAUCCAAUCUCAAAUUCUUUUUUGUAGCGUGUUCUACCUUACCUACCUUAAUAUUUUCUUGGUGUAGUAUAUGGAGCAUGCUGUGUUUGACAAAGGAUGGACUUGUUCAUGUCUGGCCGAAUUCUUUUGUAACAAGCUUAUGCAAUAUGCAAUAUGCAGUGGCAAACCCCAAACCUUUAUAUGCAAAAUUUGUUUAGGACAAAUGUUAUGGAUGAUGUUAUGAUAUGAUAUGAUAUGCAAAGUUAUUAGCCA